This is a messenger RNA of Neurospora tetraspora, 1576 nucleotides long. RefSeq lists its product as uncharacterized. The transcript is spliced from 3 exons. The coding region runs from base 102 to 1439 and encodes 445 amino acids. The record is from RefSeq and is a predicted model, not a curated record. Gene Ontology annotation, molecular function: squalene monooxygenase activity; FAD binding. Gene Ontology annotation, cellular component: membrane. NCBI's taxonomy places the organism in Eukaryota, Fungi, Ascomycota, Sordariomycetes, Sordariales, Sordariaceae.
UGUUCGUGAUUUGAACUUUCAUUCUUCUUUUCUGUUCUUGGAUCUUGACCUCCAGUUUGAAUCUCAACAUCACAAAUACUUUUAUCGACCAGCUUUACACAAUGGCCGACUUCCGCGAUCUCCGUAUUGCCAUCAUCGGCGCAGGAAUGGGAGGAUUGGGCACUGCCCUCGCCUUCGCCAAAAAGGGGUUCAAGAACAUCAACGUCUACGAGACAGCGUCGAACUUGGGCUUCGUCGGUGCCGGUAUCCAGAUGCCUCCCAACGUCGUCAGGGUAUUGGAUCGUCUAGGUUGCUGGGAAGAGAUCGAGAAGGAGGCCACAGAUGUCAAGGAGACUAGCAUUAGGCAGGGAAGCACAGACGAGGAGCUCGCUCACGUAUUCAUGCCCGACAUGCGCGAGAAAUACGGCUUCCCCCACUGCACCGGCCACCGCUCCUCCCUCGCUGGCGGCCUCUACAACGGCUGUCUCAAAGAGCCCGCCAUCAAGUUCAACUUCGGCACCUCACUCGUCAGAGUCCUCUCAUGGGCGCCCAAGCCGCGUAUCCUGCUCAAGUCGCGCGCGCAAGACGAGCCCUUCGAAGUCGAAGCCGACAUCCUUCUCGCCUCAGACGGCAUCAAGUCCCUCACGCGCACGCAGAUGCUCUCCGAGCUCGGUCUCACGUACGAGGAGGCAGACACGGGCCAGGCCGCCUACAGAAUCAUGCUGCACCGGGACCAGAUGAAGGACGACCCGGAGAUGCUCGCUUUGCUUGACUGCGACAUGGCGGUGCGCUGGAUCGGCGAGCGCCGGCACAUCAUCGCGUACCCCGUCAGCGGACACAAGAUUUAUAAUUUGUCGACGGCGCACCCGGACACCAACUUUGCGGGCGCCACCAACGCGACGUACACGACGCGCGGCGAGAAGAAGGCCAUGUUCGAGGUGUUUGGCACCUUCUGCCCGCUCGUGCAGCGCAUGCUCGACCUGGUGCCCGAGGGCGAGGUGUGCGAGUGGAAGCUGCGCAUCCACAAGACGCUUCCCACCUGGGUGCACGGGUCUGCCGCGCUGCUGGGCGACGCCUGCCAUGCUACGCUGCCCCAUCUCAGCCAGGGCGCCGCCAUGGCUAUCGAGGACGGAGCGGUCCUGGCCGAGUGCGUGAGCAGGAUCCCGGCCGAUAAGCUGGAUGAUGCCGAGACGGUCACCAAGACGCUCAAGGUGUUUGAGAUGCUGCGCAAGCCGUAUACGACCACCUUGGUGGACCUGGCGUCGCACUCGGGCCGCGUGCUGCAUCUGGGUGAGGGCAAGGCGAAGGAGGAGCGCGAUCGGCUGUUCCGUGACAACGGCAAGUCCGGCGUUGUACCGGAUAAGUGGGCGAGCCCGGAUGUGCAAAAGAUGAUUUAUUCGCAUGACUGUGUGAAGGAGGUGAUUGAGAAGUUUGAUGAGGUCUUUGCAAGCAUUGCAUGAGUGGUGGGAAUCAGGAUGUAUGCAUGAUCUUGGUACUGUACUUUGUUGGCGGUAUAUCGGAUGUAGCGCGGCGUAAAAUGGUGUUUAGAAUUGAGGCUUUACCUAACUUUACCUACUACCCAUGAAACUGUGUCGAA